AUGGCCAUUUCGAGGGGAAAAUUAACGGAGAAGGACAUCGACGAGGUGCUGCAGACGCACACGGUGUUCGUGAACGUGUCCAAGGGGCAGGUGGCCAAGAAGGAGGAUCUCGUGAAGGCCUUUGGCACCGAUGACCAGACGGAGAUCUGCAAGACGAUUUUAUCGAAAGGGGAGUUGCAGGUAUCGGACAAGGAACGGCACACUCAGCUCGAGCAGAUGUUUAGAGACAUUGCAACUAUUGUUGCUGACAAAUGUGUGAAUCCUGAAACAAAGAGACCAUACACAGUAAUCCUGAUAGAAAGAGCUAUGAAGGAUAUUCACUACUCUGUCAAACCAAACAAGAGCACAAAACAGCAGGCACUGGAAGUGAUCCGACAGUUAAAGGAGACCAUGCAGAUUGAGCGUGCCCACAUGAGGCUGCGAUUCAUCCUUCCACAGAAGGAGGGGAAGAAACUGAAAGAAAAACUCAAGCCACUGAUCAAAGUCAUCGAGAAUGAGGACUUCCACGAGCAGUUAGAAAUUGUGUGCCUUAUUGACCCAGGAUGCUUCAGAGAGAUUGAUGAGCUGAUCCGGUGUGAGACAAAAGGGAAAGGAACGCUUGAAGUGCUCAGUCUGAAAGAUGUGGAAGAAGGAGAUGAAAAGCUUGAAUGAAGAAAACCCUUCAGGAAUAGUACUUCUUUAACAACACUCUACCAAGUGACUGGUGUUAGCCUCUCUGUUCUGUUAGGCCUUCAUGUUGUUUCCAAUCUCUUGUUGCCAA
Molecule: messenger RNA, 760 nt
Organism: Tinamus guttatus (white-throated tinamou)
Lineage: Eukaryota; Metazoa; Chordata; Aves; Tinamiformes; Tinamidae
Source: RefSeq, a predicted model, not a curated record